AUGCAACGAGACCAACCUACAGUAUGCCUUCAAGGCGAUUUCCAGUGUAACUUCAAGAAGCCAUAUCUCCGCGCCAAGGCUAAACCAGCCAAACCAUCCAACUACAAAUCGAUUCUAGAGGUCUUCAACUACCCCAUAACUCCAAAAAAUCGAUUGGUCCAGUUGAGAACAACGGCGCUGGGUACGUCGAGAAAUUUCCACUACACAACACAGCGCCCAGCAGUGAAAAACACAGGCAAGCGUCUUUGCACUGCGCUCUGUGGUGGCAAUGGAGUGAAGGGAAGAGGACUGCUGGCUGAAGGCGAACCACUGGAAAUGGGGGGCUGUUGGGGGGAGCUCAACAGAGAACAACGGGGGGCUCCUCUUCUUUCCCAUUCUCCACUGCGUUUUCCACUGGCAACGGUCGUUUCAGUGGGGCGAAGGAAGCGAGGGAAGGCUGAAGAAGAGAGCACUGAACUAACACCCCGGGCUCGGAGCCUGGCCUGCUCGCAACAACGAGCACUAUUUCCUCUUCCCUCUGUCUUCGUGCGGAGGCAGAGGGUGGGGAAAUAG
Messenger RNA from Bursaphelenchus xylophilus (pine wood nematode), 552 nucleotides. The record is from the annotation of a GenBank genome assembly. Lineage: Eukaryota; Metazoa; Nematoda; Chromadorea; Rhabditida; Aphelenchoididae.